UGCAAAUUGCACAGAGAAGAGAGAAAGAGAAACAGAAAAAGAGAGAAAAAAUCAGAAAAAGAAAGAAACAGUGUGAGUGUCUUGUAUAUGCAUAAUGCAAUUGAAUUCAUAAAUUUUCAUUCUCUCCACCUUCUUCAAAAGAGAGCCUAAACCUUCCCUAUUCCUUCUACUUCUGGCGCCAUUUGCACACUCUUGCAACCCCAUCACCUUUCAAAAAACAUUAAUACAACCUCUUCUUCUUCUACUACACAUUUCUUCAAACACCUUCCAUUCAUGGAACAACCUGUAAACCUCUCAGCGCCGCCACACCCACAACCACUCAUGAUUAACAUGAACGUGGCCAACACCACCACGACGCCGCCAGCGACGGUGCAAACCGCCACAACAACAACAACAACAGUGGCAACAGCAGCAACAGCAACAACAACACCGGGAAGCACUGAAGGAAGCUUGGAUUUGUUUGCUAAGAAGAAGAGAGGAAGACCCAGAAAAUACGACGCAGAUGGGAACCUGAAUCCGGCGUACAAGAAGAGUGCAACGCCGCCACAGAGAUUCACUCUCUCCGCAACCGCAAACGAGUUUUCUGCCAAAAGGGGUCGUGGGAAACCUGCUACUGGGUUUGGAAACUACCACCUCUUUGCUUCUUUUGGUGAGGUUUUUGCAAGCUCUGCUUCUGGGGAUUUCACACCGCAUGUGGUGACUGUUUAUACUGGAGAGGAUGUUGCUGGAAAGAUUAUGUCAUUCGCGCAGAAGAGUCCAAGAGGAAUAUGUAUUCUUUCUGCCAAUGGUCCUAUCUCUAAUGUCACCCUACGCCAACCUGGUUCUUGUGGUGGCAUAUUGACUUAUGAGGGUCGGUUUGAGAUUUUAUCUUUGUCUGGAUCCUUCUCGGUAUCUGAUAGUAGUGGCAUGAAAAGUCGAAGUGCUGGAUUGAGCGUCUCUCUAGCUGGUCCUGAUGGUCGAGUGAUAGGAGGUGGUGUUGCUGGUCUGUUGACAGCUGCUGGCCCCAUCCAAAUUGUAGUGGGAAGCUUCAUGCCAAAUGGUUACCUCAAGACCCAUAAAAGGAAGUACCAACGUGAACAUACAGUGGCAUCCCCAACUUCAACUGGUCCAGAAACAGUCACAGGAGCAACACCUAUCUCACAAGCAAAUAGUGAUGGUGAAAACUAUAUGAUACCUAUGACUCAGUCUCAGAUACCACUUCAAAUCCAGAGAGAAUCUGUGAGUGUUCCAAGUGAUAAACAGAGCCUAGAUGGCACACCUGAUGCUGCUGCUAAUUGGAAUGGUUCAGAAGAAUAUUCAGAUCAGAGGACAUCUCCAGACAUCAACAUAUCUUUGUCUGAUGAAUAGAAGUUUUUGAGGCUGACAUGGUAACUGAAUGAAACUAACACCAGAAGAUUGUGAUGACAACUAGGUUAUAUAUUUGCCAUAAUGUACAGUUGUCAGGAAUUAGGAAGGAUUGUUAUGGCCUCAAUUUUUUUAUCUCACAGUUUCUGCUGAAAACUUACAAGUUUUCUGUUUCUCAUUUCUUUUUUAGUUUGGGAGUUAGGUGGUUGGGUUGAUCAAAGAUAUUUAAGCUAUAUUCUGUUGGGAUUUUGUUUCAGUAAGAUUAGUUAUAUUUAUUUUGCACUUUUACACAUUUGGGACACUUCUCACAAGAGUGUUAUGGAUCCAUGAAGAAUUUACUGCCAAACCAAUAUUGCUACGAUGAGUAUUGUGUCA
Molecule: messenger RNA, 1719 nt
Organism: Lotus japonicus
Lineage: Eukaryota; Viridiplantae; Streptophyta; Magnoliopsida; Fabales; Fabaceae
Product: AT-hook motif nuclear-localized protein 1-like
Exons: 6
Coding region: 274-1347 (357 amino acids)
Molecular function (GO): minor groove of adenine-thymine-rich DNA binding
Source: RefSeq, a predicted model, not a curated record